Molecule: messenger RNA, 2374 nt
Organism: Effrenium voratum
Lineage: Eukaryota; Dinophyceae; Suessiales; Symbiodiniaceae
Source: the annotation of a GenBank genome assembly
GCAAGGGCUAAACCCCUUCCCUCUUGCCACAUGACCUAUAUCUGAGCUUUCAACCACAAGACCGAAGGACCGCCAAUGCGCCGUGCAGGUCCAGAAAAUGGAGGAGGGUUCCCCUGCUCAUGCAGGCCGGCCCUGGGCCACCCAGGAGGCGGCGGAAUGGUUGGAGCAUCGGCGCAAGACGGCUCUUGCAGCUCAGCCGCAAGAUGCUGACUGCGUCAGGACUGCCAAGGUGCGCCAGAGCAGGCCCAAAGCUGUCCGGCCCAAAGCUGCCGACCAUGAGGAGCCGCAAAGGUACCGACGCCCACAUCUCCUCCAAGUGGAGGUGGGAGAGCUCUUGCUGAACGCUGCAUGCCUGAACCUCCAGCUGGCCUGGUAUGAAAGUGCAAGAUACUUUGUGUCAUUGCACCCUAGCUCGGCCAAGCUGCCCAUGGGGCACCUGCCCGAGGUGCCCACCGGCGAGCACUUGGCCUCGCAGCCGCAGCUGUCAAAGUCUUCGCAGUUUACUGCCUACGAGGGCGCUGAACUGGUGCAAUUUGGCGAGAAGCUGGAGAUGCAUGCGGAUUGCUUGGACUCGCACUUUGUGCUGUUCUUGUGGUGCUGCCGGAGCUCGCUGCUGAGAGAAGAGACGGUGCUGCUGGGCUAUCGGCCGGUUCCGCUGCGGGAACAGAAUUUGUACUGCAGAUGGGCCACCUGGGACAUCCUGGGGGAAAGUGAGCAGCAGCUGGCACAGCUGGGCCUACGGCUGGACGUGAUCUCUCCGCCAGGCCAGAUCCGCCUGCCGCACCUCACGGAGGUCUCGACCACGGGGUUCACUCUGAACUGGAGUGAGCCCUUGGGGCCGAGCACCAGCAACUACGCAGUUUCGGUCCAGCCGGCGGAGGGCGCUGCGGCCUUGUGCAGACAAAGUACCUGCGGCCACUUCGUGCAGCUGCAGGGUUUGCUGCCUGGCACAACAUACGUGGUGGACGUGAGGGCCAUGAACCAGGCUGGCUGGGGCGAGAGCUGCAAGCUGGAGGCGUCCACAUAUUCAGCGACGGGCAGCGACGGGCAGCGACGGGGAGCGACGGGCAGCGACGGGCAGCUACGGGGAGCGACGGGCCGGGAGGGAGACGGGGAGCGACGAGGAGCGACGGGGAGCCACGGGAAGCGCAAGCAGGGAGGCAGACGGGGAGAAGCGGGGCGCGACGGGGAGCGACGGGCGACGGGGAGCGACGGGGAGCGACGGGGAGCGACAGGGAGCGAGAGACGGGGAGCGACGGAGAGCGACGGGGAGCGACGGAGAGCGACGAAGAGCGACGGGGAGCGACGGGGAGCAACGAGGAGCGACGGGCAGGGAGGGAGACGGGGAGCGCCGAGACGGGGAGUGACGGGGAGCGACGGAGAGCGACGGGGAGCGACGGGGAGCGACGGGCAGGGAGGGAGACGGGGAGCGGCGGGGUGCGGCGGGGUGCGACGGGGAGCGACGGGGAGCGACGGGCAGGGAGGGAGACGGGGAGCGACGGGGACCGACGGAGAGCGACGGGGAGCGACGGGGAGCAACGGGGAGCGACGGGGAGCGACGGGGAGCGACGGGGAGCGACGGGCAGGGAGGGAGACGGGGAGCAACGGGGAGCGACGGAGAGCGACGGGGAGCGACGGGGACCCGCGACGUGGAGCGACGGAGAGCGACGGGGAGCGACGGAGUGCGUCGGGGAGCGACGGGGAGCGACGGGCAGGAAAGGAAACGGGGAGCGACGGGGACCGGGAGCGACGUGGACCCGCGACGGGGACCGACGGAGAGCGACGGGGAGCGACGGGGAGCGAUGGGGAGCGACGGAGAGCGACGGGGAGCGACGGGGAGCGACGCGACGGGGAGCGACGGGGAGUGACGGGAGACGGGGAGCGACGGGGAGCGACGGAGAGCGACGGGGAGCGGGGAGCGACGGGCAGGGAGGGAGACGGGGAGCAGGGAGACGGGGAGCGACGGGGACCGACGGAGAGCGACGGGGAGCGACGGGGACCCGCGACGGGGAGCGACGGAGAGCGACGGGGAGCGACGGGGAGCGACGGAGAGCGACGGGGAGCGACGGGGACCCGCGACGGGGAGCGACGGAGAGCGACGGGGAGCGACGGGGAGCGACGGGGAGCGACGGAGAGCGACGGGGAGCGACGGGGAGCGACGGGCAGGGAGGGAGACGGGGAGCGACGGGGACCGACGGAGAGCCGGGGAGCGACGGAGAGCGACGGGCAGCGACGGGGAGCGACAGGGAGCGACGGAGAGCGACGGGGAGCGACGGGGAGCGACGGGAGACGGGGAGCGACGGGGACCGACGGAGAGACGUGGACCGACGGAGAGCGACGGGGAGCGACGGAGAGCGAUGGGGAGCUUGGAUGA